AUGGUUUUUUCGUCUACCGACCUGCGUGAAAUUAAAUCCGCUAUAACCUCCACAUUCAACGAGAAAUUCCUCAACGAAAUUGCGGUCAAGGUUGCUGUUCUGGUAGAAAAACAGUUCGAGGAACAACUGAAAUCUCAUAGGCAAGCCAUCGACACCCUAAGGGAACAAACAAACAUCCUGGAAGCAGAAAACAGGCGACUCAGGAUGUUCGUUGACCACAGGGAGCAGUUGGAGCGAAAUCAUAACGUUCGCAUCUUUGGGAUAGAACUCACGAACGGUGAGGUUUUGGACAAAAAAAUUAUUGAUUUGUUUGUGAAUAAUUUGAAGGUAAAUAUACAUAACGAUGCCAUAAAAAAGUGCCGUGGUAUCGCUAACAAAAAUGCCAAUGAUAACCCUCCGGCUGUUUUGAUACAGUUCAAUUGUGAUUCCGUCAGGCGCCAGGUGCUUAAAAAUCGUAACAAACUCCGUAACAUGGAAAUUAAAAUCAAAGAAGACCUGACAAAGAGUCGGCUAAACCUAUUUAGAGAAGCUAUAAGCAGGUUUGCGUUUAAAAAUACUUGGGUGAAUAACGGUAUUAUUUUUGUCAAAGUCAAUGAUAUUGUGCAUACGAUACGCAGUGAAAAUGACCUUGAAAAAGUUAAGUAA
Messenger RNA from Acanthoscelides obtectus, 645 nucleotides. The record is from the annotation of a GenBank genome assembly. NCBI's taxonomy places the organism in Eukaryota, Metazoa, Arthropoda, Insecta, Coleoptera, Chrysomelidae.